UCGUUUCUGUCAGCUGUCACUUGAACGCUCGUCGUCGGCGUGAGUUUGUCCGGUUUUUCUCCGCACUUUAUUUACAAUUUUAUUUGAAAGUUUUCCACUUUAUUAUUGUUUAUAUUUAUACACACAUAUAUAUUUAUAUUUUAAAUACCAUUAAACUCUCUGUGUACGAUGAUUCGAAGUGCUCUCGCGUUUAGAGAUAUCCUGGAGGAUAGACGGAAUGAGUGCAGCAAUUUCUUAUGGGUCUCUAGAGUCCUGAGCCCUUAUGCGCCUUGCAAAGAGUACAGCAAGAUCGGACCAAAACAGCACAAAAUGCUCGUGCUGAAAAGCAGGAAGAUCCAGGAUCUGAUCGAUGAGAUAAGCUUCAAAAGCGAAUUACCGCCGAAAGACGUCGAGCGUCGUGUCAAAAUAAUUCUUGAUGAAAUCGGCUUCAACAAACAUACAUCAACCAUCAGGUGGCUGGGAUUGUUCUUAACGAAGGUUUGUUGUCGAGUUUGUCGUGGAAUCUACUUCAACACAGACGGCAUAGAUCAGUUACGACGUCACAUGGAUGGUGGAAUACCUGUGAUUUAUGUGCCGAGUCAUCGAAGCUAUGCAGACUUUAUCUUGAUGUCUUACCUUCUUUUCACAUUAAACAUCGAGAUUCCGGCGAUUGCAGCUGGCAUGGAUUUUCACGGCAUGAAGGGUAUGGGUACCGUUCUGCGAAAUACGGGCGCAUUUUUCAUGCGACGCUCCUACAACGAUGACAACCUGUACUGGGAUACAUUCCGGCAGUAUGUGCAUCAAUUGGUGACCAAAAAUUCUGCGGGUAUCGAGUUCUUCAUCGAAGGCACUCGGAGUCGCAGCUGUAAAUCGUUACCCCCGAAGUUCGGUUUAUUGACUAUGAUACUGAGAGCCUUUCUGACUGGAGAAGUGCCCGAUAUACUUUUCGUGCCAAUCAACAUCAGUUACGAUCGCGUUAUGGAGGAGCGCCUUUUCGCGUACGAAUUGCUCGGUGUUCCGAAACCAAAGGAAAGCACUUCAGGAUUUUUCAAAUCGCUUAGCAUGGUUAACGAGAAGUACGGCAGCAUCUAUAUAGACGUAGGCUCACCGAUAUCUGUUAAAGAUUUUUUUGGCUCCAGGCUGGAUAAAACUAAAAAUCAUCUAAUCCCACAGCAUUUGCAAAUUUUGGGGCCGUACGAGAAGAAAGAAAUCUCCAGUUUUGCUGAGCACAUUGUAAAUGCCCAACAGCAUCUGACUGUCUUGUCUGCUUUCAAUCUGAUUGCUACUGUAUUGAACAAUAAUCUGUUAAUGAGGAAGAAUAUUUUGAGACUCGAUGAAUUGGUGACGGACGUGAUGUGGAUAAGAAAUAUUUUAGAUAAAUUUGGUGCUUUGUCCAAUUUGAAAUAUCCGCGAGAAAACAUUAUGGACGCUCUCGAUGUACACAAAAACCUGGUUCAGAUGGAUGACGAAUCAAAUAUAACUUUGGUUCAGGACUCGGUAAUCCUUGCCGACGGUACCAAGUUUAAGGCGCACGCCCUCUCCGAUGCCACUAUGACACUGGCAGUACCAUUCGUGAUGCUUCAAAUCUACGUCAAUCCCGUUCUAUAUUACACGAUCAACCAAUCAAUUCUGGUCACCAUCAUCAAGAACUACGAAACGCACCUUGUAUCCAAAGAUAGAUUAUAUGAUGAUUACGUUUUUCUGCGAUCUCUGAUGUCCAAUGAAUUUGUAUUAUUCGAAUAUAAUAAUAAAAAAGAUUUUUGGAAAUCUCUAGAAUCUUGCGUGGAUUUAGAGGCAAUAUCAAAAUUGGACGAGACGACCUACGGAAUUGGUAAGAACGAGAAAAUACAGGACCUUUUUGCCAACCUACUGAUGCCAUUCAUACAAACAUACUAUUUAGUUUGUAUCGUGAUAAACAAUGUGAAUAUUGAUUCUUGCCCGGAAAAGAGAAUAUUGCGAGAUUCGCAGGAGCGGAUAGAGCGUAUAGCUAAUUCAAAACCCAACCAAUUUGUGCAUCCUUAUACACUGAAUCUAGAUAGUAUUGGCCACUGUUUGAGCAUUCUAGUCAAAAUGAAUAUUCUAUAUAGAGAAAGAGUUAAAGGAGAAAUGAUGUAUAAUACAAAACCAAAUGUAAUGCUAGUCAAUAUGAUUCGAAAUAUGGAGAAAUACGUGCCACUGAAAGAAGAUCUUCAGUUGACCAGUUUUAAGAAUAAAUUAUAAAUAUGGUGCUUAUUUAUUUCUUUUUUUAUAUAUACUUUUAUUAUUUUAAUUAAAGUACAUUACGAUGAUAUUAGUAUAAUAGCAUCAUGCCUUUCUUUUUAGUAUUACUUUGAUAUUUAGUUUCUAUUAGCACUAUUCAUUUUUGUUACAAAAUAACACAGUAGCGCAUCAUGACUUUGUGAGGCCCCAUAUUGACCCUACUAAGAAAAUCAUAACGUAUUUUUUUUUUCAUAAAAAGUUGCGCCCGUCUAACAUAAUCAUGAAAUACAACACAAUUUUAUUGGU
Messenger RNA from Nicrophorus vespilloides, 2484 nucleotides. RefSeq names its product dihydroxyacetone phosphate acyltransferase (gene Dhap-at). Gene Ontology annotation, cellular component: mitochondrial membrane; peroxisomal membrane. The transcript has 11 exons. Gene Ontology annotation, biological process: ether lipid biosynthetic process. Lineage: Eukaryota; Metazoa; Arthropoda; Insecta; Coleoptera; Silphidae. The record is from RefSeq and is a predicted model, not a curated record. Bases 169 to 2199 code for a protein of 676 amino acids. Gene Ontology annotation, molecular function: glycerone-phosphate O-acyltransferase activity.